CAUGUCCAUGCCGGUUCCCGAAGAACCGAUUUCGAGAAGCACGGAAGAUCUCUUACUACCACAUAGGCCAGAAAGAGUCUCCUCCGCUAAUCCCCUAUUAGGAGAAAAUAAGGGGUUGGAUAAAUCUCAACUUGCACUUCCUGGUUCCAGAGCUCAAUCGAGGGACUCCCUAUUUUGCGGAGCUAGAGUUACACAAGUUACAAAAUUUCCUUGGCAAAGGGAUAUCGGAGUGCAAUGUGAACUUUUAAAAGCUGAUCCUCCCAAGAUACCUCCACCGCCACCGUCUCCUAGGCAAAUAAGAAGUCUAGCAACGCAUAGAAAAUCUAUUAGUAAAACACUUUCUUUGGAUUUGAAAAGUCCCGGAACUACCGUUGCUCAUACGGCACCAGCGGGAACGUUUCAUUCCACAUCUGAACUAUCGAUUCCAGUACCAAUUAGUAGGCAUAGACCAUCACCAUCACUAGGAGCUAUAGAUGAUCCAACCGGAAGUGAUUUGGAAGUUGCGGCGCUAUUCGAAAAUGGACAAACUCAAGAGCCGAAUGAAGAUGAAGUAAAUCUUGCUACACUACACAGAACAGCCAAAAAGUGCCCUUAA
Molecule: messenger RNA, 595 nt
Organism: Dimorphilus gyrociliatus
Lineage: Eukaryota; Metazoa; Annelida; Polychaeta; Dinophilidae
Source: the annotation of a GenBank genome assembly